Molecule: messenger RNA, 2166 nt
Organism: Ectocarpus siliculosus
Lineage: Eukaryota; Phaeophyceae; Ectocarpales; Ectocarpaceae
Source: the annotation of a GenBank genome assembly
AUGUCCGGGGUCAUGGUGCUACCAUACCGAUCGUGGCACACAACAGGGUGGCGUCGUCAGCUGCCCGAGGACCGAAUCGCCCCCGCCGACACCAGCAACAAGAGGACCCAGGCUCCCUUCUUGAGAAAAAACGCCGAGGUGUCCAUCAGGGGGGAGAGGCGUUUCUACCUGCCGAUGCCAUCGCAGACAACAGCGGAGGAGAAGAAGGGGCGCAUCAAGCUGCGGUGGGCUUGCUGCCGAUACUUCACCGUGAUGUCCAUCAGGGGGGAGGAGGCGUUUCUACCUGCCGAUGCCAUCGGAGACCACCGCGGAGGAGGAGAAGGGGGGCGGCAAGCCGCGGUGGGCUUGGUGCCGACACUUGACCAUGGUGUCCAUCAGGGGGAGGAGGCGUGUCUACCUGCCGACGCCAUCGGAGACAACCGCGGAGGAGAAAGGGGGCGGCAAGCCGCGGUGGGCUUGAUGGCGACGCUUGCUGCCAACACCACCGAAGUCCGCCAUGAUGAGCAGGCAGAAUCAUCACAUCGCCCAGCACGCUUUGGAGAUCGUGCGCAAGGGGGUGGUGGGGCAGUGUUGCCAACGGGCCUCUUCGGGUAUCUUGGUGAAGAAGAGGAGAAGAUGGAGGAGGAAGAGGUAGUGGAGUCGGCACACACAUCCAACCUCACAACCGGACACGCGGGGCAAGAGCAGGGGACUCUGCUACCCGCCGGCCUUCUCGGCUUUCUGGGGGGCGUGGAGGAGGGAGAGGCGGCGCCUCGAGUUGGUCAAUCAUGCGAGACGAGCCGUCAGCACCAGGAAGGGCGGCAGCAUGAACCAAUCAUGCUGCGAGAGAGGAUGCAGGCCGGCAACGAUCGGGUGGGGCACCGCGAGAGUGCGGCCGGGUGGUGGAUGGACGAAGAGAAAGGUUCGUACGUGGCCGCCGCUGGCUUUAGUCGGAUCGAGAGCAAGCCACGGGACGAACGCUUCUCAGGCGAAGUCUGUUCCGGAAGGACGAUCGGUGCUACCGCAGACCAGGGCAUGCGGGCGGAGGCGACGGGCUUGGAGGGCCGUGCUAUGCGGGCUGAGGGGCGUGUCGAUAUGUUCGAUCACCGUCUUGAGGUUGGCGUUGGGGAGCACCUCUGGACGAAGGAGGACAAGACAUGUGAAGACGUUGCCGCCGGCAUGCGGCAGGAGAAGCUUGUGUUGCAGAACAUGGACGGCAUGACAUCGCAUACUCUAGAGGCCAAGGCUGAAGGCAAGGGUCCGCCGUUGCCAUCACCGAUGAAGCGGGUCCAGACGCUGAAUUCCAUCCUAGAUGACUCGCCAUCGGGGAUCGCCGCAGGCAAGGGACCGUCAGCAGCGACGGCUCGGGACGGCAGCAUCGCAUCGAUGGCGUUAGAGGCCAAGGCCGAGGUGAAGGGAGAGGAGUUAGAGCAGGUUCAGGGUCUUCAGGCCUUCUCGCGAGGCGUUCGGGCGGAGGGUGAAGCUCUUCCGUGUAUUCCGGAGGGUCGAUCCGCGACGGUCGCGGCGGGAGGGCUACCGUCGACGGCCGGGCCGGGAGACGGGCCCUCGAUCCGCGCGCCGUCCGUGGGACAGACUGACCGAGCUGACGAGCAGACUCGUCAGUCGGCUUUGACGAGUCUGUCGAGGCAAGUCGGGUGGGGAUGGCGACAAAGGGGUAGCAUCAGGCGCCUAUUCCUGGCCAACCUCGCUGAAGUGUGUGCCUCCGGUCAGGUGCAGAGCUUCGCGGUCAAUGCCCUGAAGACCGCGGACAUGCCUAUGGUGCUCGCGCAACCGCUUGGGUACGGGUCGUUCGGACGAGUGGACGACGUGUCGUACGCCAGCCUCCCCGGCCAGUCGUUCGCCAUGAAGACCAGAGCAGGUUUGGCAAGGAGAAGUGUUGCGCUUGAGACACAAUCCGACCACCUCUCGGCCAACACCCUCCAGCUGGGCCCCAACCAGGCCGCCAGUAUGUCGGCGAGGUUCUGUGCGUUGGUGGAGAUGACGGUGUUCGCACGGCUGGUGGUUGACCUUGCGAGAGGGGUCCACCAUAUGCACUCCAUGGGACUGGUUCACCGGGAUAUCAAGCCGGGAAACGUCUUGGUAUUUGAGUCGGAGGGGCAUGGGCUGCAUGCCAAGCUGGCGGACUUCGGGUUCACCGCAGGAAAGCCACACCCCAAGAGCUUAUGA